Molecule: messenger RNA, 8930 nt
Organism: Paramecium octaurelia
Lineage: Eukaryota; Ciliophora; Oligohymenophorea; Peniculida; Parameciidae
Source: the annotation of a GenBank genome assembly
AUGUUUGAAAAAAUAUUAGAAAAAGUAUUGAUUUAAUAUUUUGGGAAAUUUAUAAGUGGCUUGGAUAAGAAUAAUUUAAAGUUAGGAGUUUGGAGUGGAAAUAUGAUUAUAGAAAAUGUGAAUCUCAAACCUGAUAUUAUUGAGAUGUUGGAGUUACCAAUAAAACUAGGGAGAAGUAGUGUUGGGAAAUUAACGAUAAAAAUACCUUGGAAGAAAAUUACAAGCGCGCCUGUUGAAAUCACAAUUGAAAAUGUUUUUGUAACAUUGAUUCCACUUUUGGAUUGGGACUUUGAUGAUAAUAUAGUAUUGAUAAAAAAAGUUGAAGGAUUAACAAACUAUUGUUAAAAAUGUUUAAAAAGAGGAAUCAAGAAAAAAAAAAGUGAUGAAAAAGACAAAGGUUAUUUAGAUAAAAUGGCCUUAAAAAUAAUGGAUAAUAUUUAAUUGAAAAUUGUGAAUAUACAUAUCCGAUAUGAAGCAAUUUAUAACUGGGGUAUCACUUUAGAGAUGCUAGAUGUUUUCACAACAAAUCAGAUUUGGCAAAGAAGCUACAUAGAUAGGACAGAGUGUUAAAAUGCUAGUAUGAAUAAGCUAUUUUAAUUGAAAAACUUAGCCAUUUAUUGGAAUAUAAAAAGUGAAGAUAAUAUUGUGGAUUAUAAUAAAUUUAUGGAAGAAAGAAUUUUAAAAUAAAAUUUAGAGGCAAAAGAGUACUGCAAUUUUAUCAUCGUUAUUAAUGCUGAAAUGAAAGUAGUUUAAAAUGAUGAAAAUACUUAAGAAGCUUUAAAGAAUAUGUAAUUAUAUUUAGAUGAAAUAAACCUUAUAGUUUAAUAAAUGCAGUUUCAACAAUUUGUGCAUUUUUUUGAAUAAUGUACUAAAUAUUCUAAACUUUUAUGGCUAUAAAGAAAAAAAUAACUCAACAAAGUUUCUGAAACAAAUUAUUAUUAAUAAAGCUUUGUUAUAUUAUUUCCAAAAGUUUAAUAGCAUGGUUUAUCAAAUUUAGAUUAAACAGAGAAGGAUAAUUUUAAUCAAAUUAUAAGGUGUGUGGAAUAUAAUUUAUUACUAGAUUGGGUUUAGAUUUCUGCUAGAUAACUGAUAAAGGAAGCCAAGAUUACUAAAGCAACAACUGAUAAAAUAAAAAAAGAGACUGCAUGGUGGAAGUCUGAUAAAAAAUAAGCUUAAGAUAUUUAUUUAGAUGAAGAUGAAAUUGUGGCAAUUAAUAAAUAAAUUGAUUAAAUAUUUUAAGAAGAAAGGAAGAAAGUUAUGAAUAGACCAGAUGAAUCAAUAGAUUAUAAAUUUUCCUUACAAUUAAAUAAAGGUAAGUUAAAAAUUGAGAAUAAAGGAGAUGGAUUGUAAAUAUUUUUUUCCGGAAUGUAGUGUUCAUCUGAAACUCGUGUGGAUUAAAGUUAUGAUGUCAUUUUUAAAUUGUAAAGUUUAAAUUUGGAUUUAAUAAUCAAAGAUGAUACAUAACCAUUUUGCUAUAAACAAAAUAAUACGAGUAAGAUAGAAUAAUUUCUAAAAAUUCACUUUAAAAAAAAUCCAAAACACUUUGAAGAAGAUGCAUCAAUAAUGAUUUAGGUAGAACCAAUUGAAUGUACAUAUAAUAAUGAAAUAAUACGAAAAUGGAAUAAUUUUUUUGAUAUUGAAGGGGUGUAAGAGAAUGUUGUACAAAUAGCUGCUUAAGAAAAGUUAAAUAAAGUGAGCAAUCAAACAGCAAUCAGAUUUGAUUAAGUAAUGAACAGUUCAUACAGGUUAGAACUAUUCAUUUUAAUAGCUAGCCCCAGAAUAAUUUUAAAUAAUAUUAUAUUUGAUUUGGGUAACCUAAGCAUAUAAAGUGAAAAAGAUUCAAAGUAUUAUGAUUAUUACACCCUCUCAAUAACAAAUCUUAAUUUAAAGUCUAAUGAGCUACACAUUCUGUAAAAUUUAUCCCUUUAAUUUUCUCUAGAAAGAAUGAAAGGAGCCUUGAAUCACCCUGAAAAGCCAAGGCUUAUCUUAAGUGGUAUCAUACCCCCAGUUUCAAUUACUCUAACAGAAAAAAUUCAGAAGGAAAUAUCAACUUUAGAUAAAUUAAUUUAUCCUGAAAAAAGUGAAGAGGAAAAAUUAAAAAAACUAACAAAAGAGAAGGAAUAAAUCUUAAAAAAUUCUAAAUAUAAGGGUGAACUAAUCAAGAAAAUAAAUUAUUUGUGGACCAAAAGAUACACAGUUGUUUCAGGAUCAUUUUUAUAUUGUUAUUAGAAGGAGCAUGAUCUAAAAUGGGAAGAUAGAAUCUUAUUAAAAGGAGCUACUUUAAUUGAAAAUUACGAAUGCAUGAUUUUAUCUAACAAUCAAACUUGGUAUUUAAAAAUAGAUGAAAAUUUGACAAAAGAGUUGACCAAUAUGCUAGAUGAAUUUAAGGAUGAUGAAGGUGUUUAAAAUAUUUUAGUGGACUAAUCCUUAAUGUAAAUUUAAUUAAAAUUAUCACUCUUUGAUUUAAAACUAAUAAAAGAAAAUGAAUGCCUUUACUCCCUAAAAUUAGAGGAUGUAUUUUAUAAAUCACACAAGCAAACAAAUAGAUUUGAUAAUACAAUAAUUUUAGGAGAUCUAGAAAUUAUAGAUUAGGUAUAUAAAUUUGAUAAUCCUGAUCUUUAAUUUUUAAUAAGAAAAGAUCCAGAAUACAAGGAUGCAUUUCUUACCAUUGAAAAUAAAGUUGAGCACAAUUUUUCAUAAACAAAGCUAAAUAUAGGUUAAUUUAUUUUAAAUUGGAAACCUGAUACUUACUUAUCGAUUUAAUAAUUAAGUAAAUUAGGCACAAAAGCUUUUGGAAUUGAUGCUAUUAAUUUAGAAGAUGAAGAAGCUUCUUUAGUUUUAUAAGGAGAAUCUAGUGAUUAGAUAUUCUAGCAUAAAUUAGAUUAAUUACAAAGUUAAUAAUCUCAAAGAAGUUACAACAACAAAUUUUCUGAAAUUAUAAGCAAGAUAAUUUCCAAAAAAGCAGUUGAAGAAAAUAUCAAUUAAAUUGGAUAAUUAUUUACUAGUUUCUCUAUUGAAUCUGUAUAAAACAUAGAAGUAAAAAUAGAGCAAGCAAAAAUCAACUUAGUACAUAGGUAAUCGCAUGUGCUUUUAGGGUAUUUAUAGGCAUGUGAUUUAACACAUGAAGUAGAAUUUACAUAAAAUUCCAAAUUUAUGAGUGGUAACUUAAGAGAACUAAGAGUUUUCGAUGUUACUAAUUACCCUUUUACAUUAAAAUAAUAUCACCCAUUUGAAAUGGUGAACCUUGGUGAAAUAACAUAUCAAUAUGCUAAUUAUAAUAAGGACUAUUUUAAAGAUUAAAAUGAGAUAACCACUACUUUUAAUAUUUGUUCAAUUAAUAAAGUUGUUUUAGAGUAUCAGCAUUAAUAAUUGAACAGAUUUGUAAAUUAUUUUUUUAUUUAAAUUCUUUAACUUAUUUUUAAUCCUUCGUAAUUGAUUAUAAAUGAUGGAAAAGAGAAGCCAAAACUUGUCUGUGGAACUAUUGAAUAAUUAUUUAAUUGCUUUAUGAAUCCAUAAUUUAUGAUAUAAGAAUAUAGAAUGAAAGAUGUAAUAAUAAAUUUACGAAAAUAAUAUUAGGAUGCUGAUAAGUUAACUUUUAUGAUUAAUAAUGUAAUUUAUUCUAAUUCUCAUAUUCUUGAACCUGAAAGGUGUAAUAAUAAAGAAAUAAAUCUACCUAUUUGGGUAGAUUAAGGUAAUUUAGUUAUAAAAAAUAUAGAAUUAACAAUCAAUAAUUAAAUUAUAUCAAAAAAAAAUACUAUACAACUUAAUGUGAAAAAAUUACUAUUUGAGAAUGAAGUCAAAGAGUUAUUUGGCAUUAACUUAAAAAACAAUUAUGAAAUUAAAGGUUUUAUGCCUGAAUUAGAAAUUGAACUAACAAAAAAAGAAUUUUAGCUAUUUAUAACAAUUUUAUCAUUUAAUUUCUUAACGAAUGAUAUGCAAGAUUAAUAUUUUAUACAUGAUUAUCAUAUUUACUCAAAAUUUAAUCCAAUAGAAAUUAGAGCCCUAAUUUAUUUUGAGAACCUUAAACUUAAACUAGCAGAUUCAGGGAUUGAAUUUUUAUUUAAAUAAACCUAAUUUGAGACAUUUCUAACUUAGAAUUAAAAAAAAAUUAUUAAUAUGUACUGUCAGAAAUUUAUAACUAAUUAAUAUAAUGUGUUUCUAGUUGGAAGUUAAGAUGCUGAAAAUAUUAAAGAAUAAUCGAGAUAAGAUUUUUAUUAAUCUUAUGAAGCCUUAACCGAAACUAUAUUCAAAAAGGAAGAAAGAUAAAAAUUUACAGGUUGUGAAUUAAAAAUAGAUUAUAUAAUAUCAGAAGAUUCGAAGGAAUUAAUAAUUGAUUUCGAAAAUAAUGUAUGUUUUGCUUAUAGUAGAGCAUUGUUUGAAAUUUUAAAUUUUAUUGAUAUAGAUGAAAAUAAUUUUCCUUAAGAUAACUAGAGUUUUAAAAAAUCAGUCACAAUGAUAAAUUGGAAAGGAAUUAUUACAUAUCCAAAUGAAAGUUCUAAUGAUAAUUUAGUAUCUAGGGGAGGGAUUAAUUAUAUUUUGGAAAAAAAUAAGGAUAAUACUUCAUAAAAGUUAACAAUCUCAAAUUUAGAAGUAUUUUUAUGUCCAGAAAAUGAGUUGCUUGAGCACAAUUUCAGUGAUGUAGUUAAAAGACAUGUAGUCUUACCCAUGUAUGCUUAUGUAGGAUUAAAUGAAAAGGAAAGCUAAUAAUAACUUGAUAUUUCAAUCGAGAAUCUAAAUAUUUAAGUCUCAUAUGAAGAUCUUACACCUAUUUUUGCAACAUAUUUAUUUUAAAAAAAGUAAAUUGAAUCAUAAAAGCCAAUAAAAUAAAAAUAAUAAUAAGGGGAGAAAUUACUUUUAGUCAAUGUUUAAAUAUAUUAGGCAGAUAUAGUCUUAGUUUCUUUUAUUGAAAGUCCUGUCCCUUUAUUUUAAUUUAUUAUUAAAGAUUAUCAGAUGAAUGUUACAAAAAGAGGAAAGUAUAUUAUGAAUUAACAAACUGUGUUUCAAGCGUAAUUUUUUAAUUUAGAUAUUGGUGCUUGGGAACCUUUCAUCGAGCCUUUAGUGAUAUUGAGUGAUCAUUCAAAAGAUUAAAAAGGCAACCCUUAAAAUUUCACUUCAAUUGUUGUUAAUGAAUCAAGUGAAUUACCAAUGAAUAUCAAUUUCACAAAAGAAAAUAUUAAAUAAUUGAUAGAAUUACAUAGGAGAUGGAGGUAAUCCAUUAAAAAUGUUGAAUAAAGCAUUUAAAGGAAGCAGCGUUCUCCAUCUAGAAUUUCUAGAAAUAGUUCAAUUGCACAAUCGGCUAUAGAAAAAGUAGUUUUGAUGUCUCCUUAUAUUGUUGAUAAUUAAACAGGGUAUGAAAUUGAACUAACAAUAAUUAAUAAAACAUAAAAGAAAAUUGUAACUGUAGUCGUUGCUGCAUAUUAAUAAUUUGCAUUAAAAUACGCUGAAAACAUGGAGAAAAGGGUACUUUCAAUAUUUAUAAGAUCUCCUUCAGCUAUUUUCAAAGAAAUAAACAAUUUAAACUUUUCGAGAAAUAAGGAUGAAUCAAGACAAAUUGAGUACAAGAUAGGAAUGCUUAAUAAAUAGACCUAAAUUUUAAUUAGAAUUGAAACUUUAGAUUAAUAAAAAAUUCUCACUAUUAGUUCAGAUAUCUUAUUCAUAAAUAAUAGUUAAUCAGAUAUAGAACUGAAGUUGAUAAAUAAAAUAACAUAACAAUAAUUCAUUUUAAUAGUUUUACAAAAUGACAAAAAGUACAUUCCUUUAGGAUAUGAAUAAUCUAUGAUUUUAGUAAGAUAUUCAAAUGAUGGAGUUUGGUCUUAAGGAAUGGACUUAUAGAAACUUAUUCUGAAAAAUGGGAAUUUUAAUCUUUUUAUCAAUUCUCCAUGCUUAGUAUUAAGAGUUAUUCAGCCUGCUCUGAAAACUUAACCUUGUGUUCUCAAAUUUGUUUGUCCAUUUGCUAUUAAAAACUUGCUACUAUUACCUAUAGACAUAUAUUUUUGCAUUGAAGAUUAUUGUAGAAUAGAGCCAAAUCAAGCUUUAAAGAUAUCAAAUUCAUAAUUAAGUAAAGGAUUAAAAUUUAAAAUUAAAUUGCCAGGAUUUUAAAAAUCCCAACAAAUCGAGAUAAACGAUUAAUUUAAAACACAAGAUUUCAUUAUACGAGAUUUUCUUGGUUUAGAGUUAAAUUUGUAAUUAAUUCCUUUAUAGGAUGGAGAAGGAUUAAUUACAAUAGGGGUGGAUGGUGGUUUGACUAUCUAAAAUUCUUUAGGAUUAAAUAUAUAUUUUUAUACUCAAAACUAAUAAAAGUAAUUGAUUUAUUAACCUGGAUAACCUAUAUUUUAAAUCACUGAUCAGGCUGAUGAUAAAUUAAGAGAAGACGGGUGUUUAUAAAUUGUUAAUUUGGUAGAUAAUAUAUUGAUUACUUUUGAGUAAUGCAAUUAAGAAUAAAACCCAGAAAAAAUUUCCUAACCUAUUGAUACUAAAAUAAAUGGAUAAUUUAUUGUUUAAAUUCCAAAAGAACUAGGUUAUAUGGAUAUAAUAAUAGAUGUUUAGACAAUUAUUGCACAUAAUAUUAGUUAAAAAAAAAUAAUUAAUCUCAACCCGCGAAUUGUUAUUGUCAAUAAACUAAAAACAAAUUUAUCUAUAUUCUAGGAUCGUUGUAAUUAAGAAAUUUUUAUAAUGCCAGAUGCUAAAUUACCGUAUUUUUGGAGGAAGAUUUAGGGAUCAAAAUAUUUAAAGUUCAAACUUAAAGAUCUAAGUAGUGGCUCUAUAUCAGCUGAAAUGCAAGGAACCCUCAAUUUACCUUUGAGAAAUUCUAAAGGUUAAUUAAUGGAUUAUUUAAGUAUUAACUGUAUGGAGGAGGAUAAAAUUAAAUACAUAAUAGUACAAGAAUCCACUCAAAAGCCUUUAUAUAAAAUGAUCAAUAAAUUGAACUACGACAUUUGCUUUUAUUAGACUGAUAUCCAAGAAUUGAAUGAGUAUAUCAAAACAAAUCUACCAAUUGGUGGAAGUGUUGACUAUUCUCUAGAUAACCCUGGUUAUUCUAGAAUGAUAACUUUAGAAUUAUAUAAAAAUGGAUAAUUUUCUGAUUUUGUGAAAGUAGAAUUAGUUAAUUCUGAUUAAACACGUCAAUAUAAGAUGGCUGAUGACGAAAUAUUCUAUUUAAAUACAUAAUUUUCUUUAGACUAAAGAUAAAUGAUUGUAAUUAUAUCCAAUAGUGAGUAAUAAAGCAAAUAAUAUAAUUAUGAUAAUAUUCUGAAUUAAUUUAGCGUUCUCAUACCAAAAUUAAAUAUAUCAAUAAUAAAUUCACAUCCGAGGGAUGAACUCCUUGCUAUUUCCAUUUAAAAAAUAGAAUUUAUUUAACUAGCUGAUAUAUUAGAAACCAUUUAGAUUAAAAUUUAAGAUUUAUAAAUUGAUAAUAAUCAGCAUUUUAGAUGUACAUAUCCUGUUUUAGUAACAUAGUAAAAUGAAAAACCUAACAUCCCUUUCAUGAAUGUUUUAUUAAAAAGGGCCCAUUAAAUAAAUUUCAUCAAUUAUUUUUAAACUAUAAAAUUGGCUAUUCAGCCUAUAUCUGUUAGAAUAACUGAAGGGACAUUUUGUGAUCUGGAAAGCUAUCUAAAGUCUUUAGAAUGGAUUGAAGAAUAAAAGAUGAAAUAAUUGAGGAUAUGGUAAAAGGAUAAAAGUUUAAAAUAAUAAUUGUGCUUUUUCGAUAAUUUAUAAUUUUUUCCACUUAAAUUAAAACUAUCAUUUCAGAAAGUCGAAAAAAGAAAUAACAAAUAAUACCUCAAAUCAGCUGCUAGUUAAGCCAUAAAUUGCGAUGAAGUAAGCAUUACAAUUAAAGGUUAUGCAGUGACUAAUUGUUUUACAACUUGGGAGUAACUUUAAAAUAAAAUGAUACAAAAUUAUAAGGAUGCUAUUUUUUCAAAUCUAUAUAAGUUAGCAGGUUCGAUUGAUUUGUUAGGAAAUCCUAUCGGAUUGAUUGAAAAUGUAUAAGAAGGGUUUUAAGAUUUAUUUGAAAUGCCAUAUGAUGGAUUCGUACAGGGUCCAUUAGAAGGAGGUUUAGGUAUAGUAAAAGGAGUUGGAUCUUUAACAAAAGGGGUAGUUUCAGGGACCUUCAAUUCUGUUAGCAAAAUAACUGGAAGUGUAGCUUCAGGCAUAUCAUAAUUAUCGAUGGAUGAUGAUUAUUUAUAUUAGAGAUAAUUACAAAAUUCAAAAAAAGCUAAGACUGUUGUUCACGGUUUAGGGUAAGGAAUGAUCAGCCUUGUAUCAGGAGUGGGUUAUGGAAUAGCUGGGCUUGUAACUCAACCUUAUCAAGGAGCAGAAAAAGAUGGAGUUGGAGGUUUUUUUAAGGGAGUUUCUAAAGGCUUAGCUGGCUUAGUCAUUAAACCUGUUACUGGCGCACUUGAUUUGGUGAGUAAAACUUCAGAAGGAGUUAAGAAUACAGCCAAUUUUUUCGACGAGAAACCAAAUGAAAUCAGAAAAAGACUCCCUAGAAUAUUUUAUGGAGAAGAAUAAAUAUUAAGAAAUUAUAUGUUACAAGACUCAGAAAUAAUGUAUAUUUUAGAUAGUAAAAUUUUUGAUCAAUAAUUUUAGAGCUAAUUCCUGGUUUAAUGUUAAUUGACACUUUCGUGUUCAUGAUCACAAAGUACAAAUUUGCCUAUGUAGUCACAGCAAAAUAAUUUAUAUUACUGGAAAUAUUAAAAAAGCAAGUUCUGAUUGCAUUUAAUAAUGAAAAUUUAAAGGCAUUUGAAUCUCAAUAAAAAGAAUACAAGAUAUAUCUUUACAAUUCUAAAAUAACAUAUAAAGAGAGAGCAAAAGUAAAGGCUUUUAUUGAAUAAAAAAAAGAGUGUUUGAUAAUAAAGCAAUCGGAUGAAUUAAUACAUUAAUUUUUAAAUUAGAAGUUUAAUUAAAUACUUUAACUCAUGUAUGAUGUCUGA